Molecule: messenger RNA, 1471 nt
Organism: Callithrix jacchus (white-tufted-ear marmoset)
Lineage: Eukaryota; Metazoa; Chordata; Mammalia; Primates; Cebidae
Source: RefSeq, a predicted model, not a curated record
AACUGCUGGUGGUAGGAGCGCCCACACAGGGCACAGGGCGGGUCCAGAGAAAGUCGGGCCCAUUGUUAGGGGAUCCGGCUUCCGGAGGAGGGGACAGCAUUCAGAGGCGUACCAGGCCCCUGAGGAGAUAGAGAGGCAAGGGAGACUGUGGGGACCUGAGGGCAACAGCAGGCAUGGACCAAAGCAGUGAAGCAUGUAUGAAAAAGAUUAGCAGUGUGAAUCUUGACAAACUUAUAAAUGACUUCUCACAGAUAGAAAAGAAAAUGAUAGAAACUAAUGGAAAGAACAAUAUACUGGAUAUUCAGUUGGAAAAGACUAACUGUUUAUUAAAAGUAAUGCAAGCAAAGGAAGUCUCAAUUAAAGAAGAAUGUGCUACUCUUCAUAAUAUAAUAAAAGGUCUACAACAUACCAUUGAAUAUCAACAGAAUUUGAAAGGUGAAAAUGAACAACUAAAAAUAAGUGCUGAUCUUAUAAAAGAGAAGUUAAAGUCUCAUGAACAGGAAUAUAAGAAUAAUAUUGCCAAACUUAUAAGUGAAAUGAAAAUCAAAGAGGAGGAAUAUAAGACAGAAAUAAGCAAACUUUAUCAGGACAUGCAGAAAAAAGUUGAAUUAAAUGAAGAAAAGCACAAAGAACUAAUAGGGAAAAAGGAGAUGGAAAUUUCAGAGUUAAAUGCAAAGCUAAGAAAUCAAGAAAAAGAAAAACAAAAUGAAAUAAUCAAGCUACAACUAGAGAAACUCCAACAUUUUCAAGAAGAAAAAAACAAAGAGAUUGCAAUUCUUCGUAAUACCAUUCGCGAUUUAGAGCAACGCCUUUCUGUUGGCAAAGAUUCUCACCUUAAGCGUAGACGGUUUUGAGCUUAGCAGUAAAUUCAUUAAUUGGUAUUUUACUUAAAAGCAACUGAAAACUUCACUUCUAAUUUCAACAUAUGCAUACAGCCUACAUCACAAAAAGAGUCAGCUUUAAGGUUUUUAUUGAAUUUAUUUGGACAAAUCCAUACUGUAUCCAAUUGUGUACUGCAUUCUUGCUUAAUAGUAUUAACCAUAAAGGAGGUCAGGUUUAAAGGGUUUAGUUUACCUAUUAAACCAUCAUUGACUAUGGAAAUACUUACCAAGCAAUACAGAGACAGACAAUAUUCUUUAUCUUUCCCUUAUAUCUUUCAAGACAGCCAGUCAAGUUUUAGAAGAGUGUGAUACAAUGUUAGAGAAAGAAGGAUACAAAGGUAUUCAUGUGUGAUAGUAAAAGCAAGAUAUGAGUCUUCGAUAUCAAAAAAGAUAAAUGGACAUUUAAAAUAUGUAUGCUUUUUUAGCAAAAUAUUCAUGUGUUAAGUAUUUCUCGAUCUUAAAAUACAAAAUCUGCUUCUUUCUUUAGAUUUAGUUAAAAAUGUAAGAUUGAAAAGACAAGGAUAAUAUUGUUUGAGAGAUAAGUAAAAAAAAAAAAAAAAAUGGAAAGCAUGUCUUCGUUUUUCUUCCUC